AAGAUGCAUACUCCAAGUCAGACAAAGCGAGAUGCCAAAACACGUGUUUUGAUUUUUAAUUUUCCUGCUUUUUUCGUGAUUUUCUCAUAAUUUUCAUUGAAUUUGCUUGCUCUAAAAUAGGAAAUGGAGUCUCUGGGACUAUCAGGGACUUACUUCUCUGACCAAGUUGCUCCGGAAAAGCACCCCAAGAGCAAAUCCAAGGAUGAACUUGAUGAUUUCUGUGCCUUCCUGGGCUUCAAGAGUGAAAUGUGCUCCACAAAGAAUACCAGUGACACCCAGAGUCGGGAUCUCCUGAAAAUUGACGUUGAAAAGGAAAUGAAGGACGCCUUGAAGGCUUCCGCGUCUAACACAAAGAUUUCUUUGAAUCAGAAAAAGAAGGCAAAUAAGGCUGCGCGGGAAAAGGAGAAGGGCAAGGAAUGGUUCAAUCUCCCAGCAACAGAGAUGACGGAAGAAGUGAAGAAUGACUUGAAGAUUCUACAGAUGCGUUCGGCUCUCGACCCGAAACAUUUCUACAAGAAAAAUGACCUCAAAGUCCUUCCCAGGUACUUCCAAGUGGGCAAAUAUCUUGAUUCCCCUCUCGAUUAUCAUCAGGAGAAGCAUUUGAAGAAGAAUAAGAGUAAAACAAUUGUUGAGGAUCUCCUGAAAGAUGCAGAAUUCCAAAAGAAAAUUAAGCGGAAGUACAAUGAAAUUGCUGCCAAGGAGAAACCAUACUUCCGGCAUAGGAAAAAUCACGAUCGAAAGCGUGGAAAGGAGAGGAAAAAGAAGAAAUAAAAUUUUACUUUUCAUCUCUA
Molecule: messenger RNA, 791 nt
Organism: Lutzomyia longipalpis
Lineage: Eukaryota; Metazoa; Arthropoda; Insecta; Diptera; Psychodidae
Product: deoxynucleotidyltransferase terminal-interacting protein 2
Exons: 3
Coding region: 124-771 (215 amino acids)
Biological process (GO): RNA processing
Cellular component (GO): nucleolus
Molecular function (GO): RNA binding
Source: RefSeq, a predicted model, not a curated record